Podarcis raffonei (Aeolian wall lizard) is the source of this 1905-nucleotide messenger RNA. RefSeq names its product TNF alpha induced protein 1 (gene TNFAIP1). The record is from RefSeq and is a predicted model, not a curated record. Gene Ontology annotation, biological process: proteasome-mediated ubiquitin-dependent protein catabolic process; protein homooligomerization; negative regulation of Rho protein signal transduction. Gene Ontology annotation, molecular function: protein binding; ubiquitin-protein transferase activity. Lineage: Eukaryota; Metazoa; Chordata; Lepidosauria; Squamata; Lacertidae. The coding region runs from base 414 to 1358 and encodes 314 amino acids. The transcript has 7 exons. Gene Ontology annotation, cellular component: Cul3-RING ubiquitin ligase complex.
UGGGAAAUGUAGUCCCGUCCGCGGGCGGCUGCCGGCGCGCGCUGCUCGCUGGGAUUUGUAGGCCGAGGCGCCUGACUGGGAAGGGCGGCUUGUAGCUGGAGCUGCUCGUUCCUGAGCUCCGCCUUUCGGCCGGGUCUGGGAAACUUGAGAGGCGCGCCGGCUGGCUGGUUUCGCUCGCAGCCGGUUCUGCUCAGCCCCCGUCGCCUCCCGGUGCGAGGCGGAGGCCUUCGUGGAGCAGCAGCGCCGGUUGACUCGCCAGUCGGGUAAGUUUCUUGGCUUCAGGGGCAACCUGCUUCUGGGAAUACUCUCCUUGCCCAGCCAGUGACCUCGUGGCUCUCCAACCUCCCCCCACAACCACGGCGGAGUCGGUCAAGCCCACCCUCUGCAGAGUUGUCAUCUACUUGCAGAAGGAGAUGUCCGGAGACACCUGCCUGGCAGCCGCCUGCCCCUCGCCAGGAGCCAAGCCCAAGGGCUGUGGCUUCAAAGGUGGCACCCUGGGCAACAAGUACGUGCGGCUCAAUGUCGGCGGGUCCCUCUACUACACCACGGUGCAGGUGCUGACGCGGCACGACACCAUGCUGAAGGCCAUGUUCAGUGGCAGGAUGGAGGUGCUUUCGGACAAAGAAGGCUGGAUCCUCAUCGAUCGCUGCGGGAAGCAUUUUGGGACAGUUUUAAGUUACCUCCGAGACAACACGGUUGCCCUCCCGAAGAACCGGCAGGAGGUCAAAGAGCUAAUGGCUGAAGCCAAAUAUUACCUCAUCCAGGGCUUGGUAGACCUCUGCCAGGCUGCCCUGCAGGACAAGAAAGAUUCGUACAAGCCCGUCUGCAACAUCCCGGUCAUCACAUCACCCAAAGAAGAGGAGAGGCUCAUCGAAUCUGCCAUGAAACCUGUGGUGAAGCUGCUGUAUAACAGGAGCAACAACAAGUAUUCCUACACAAGCACUUCCGAUGACAAUUUGUUGAAGAACAUAGAAUUGUUCGAUAAGCUCUCCCUCAGCUUCAACGGGAGAGUCCUCUUCAUCAAAGACGUGAUCGGGGAUGAGAUCUGUUGCUGGUCAUUCUACGGUCAGGGGAGGAAGCUGGCCGAAGUCUGUUGCACAUCCAUAGUUUAUGCUACGGAGAAGAAGCAAACCAAGGUCGAGUUCCCUGAGGCCCGCAUCUAUGAGGAGACCCUGAACGUCCUGCUGUACGAGACUCCCCGGGUUCCCGACAACUCCCUGCUCGAGGCGACCAGCCGAAGCCGCCCCCAGGCCUCCCAGAGCGAAGACGAUGAUGGCAGCUUUGAGCUGCGCGACCGCGUCCGGCGCAUCCACGUCAAGCGCUACAGCACGUACGACGACCGGCAGAUAGGCCACUAAGCCCACGCAGUGCGGGGGGGGGGGAGCUCGCAAGGGAUGAUGCCCUUUCCGCAAGGGUCCGGCUGGCUUCGAAGCAGGGGGGGCUGUCCUCUGCAUCUCCACUACUUCCAACCCUGCCUCCCCAAGAACGUUUCUGUGCUCGGAACGGUUCCUGCCCUGUGCCCAAGCCGGCGUUCCUUCAUCAUGCUGGAGCUCCGCUUGGCUUCUGAUUCCGGCAGAACAGAUCAAGGUGCUCCGAAGGCCUGCAAUCCACAAUGCCAGCUUCCAAAACCUUACCGGCUGAAAUUGUUCUUCUGAGACUUCUCUUCUAGAAGCUGCUGAACAACUUACUUCUGGCUCGAGAAGAAGCUGCGGUUUCCUUCCUUCCCCUUUGAGAGUGGUUUUUGCAGGGGGGGGGAACCAUCUUGGGCUGGGUGGUCUCAGACUCUGCUUGGAGAACCCUCUUUUUUUGUUUGUUAGGUUUUUAGAAUCUAGGUGCUCAGGAUGGUGAGCAAAAGCCGAACACUAGUUUUCCUUAUGUAGGGCAAACACUACACACAUCCGUUAC